AUGGCAACAAUCACAACAGACAGCGUAAAGAAAAGAAAGAGGCCGCCCACAUUCCAACACCUCCCGGAGAAUCGAGCAAAAAAGCUCAAGAAAGCAUGGGUCGAGACCCAAAAGAUCAAGAGCAAAUGGAAGGCAGAGAAGCGCAAGACGCUACAAUCUUCCGUUGCUCAGCGGGCUGAUACACAAGACCUUGAGCAGCUUGCGCAUGGUCGGGCUGGCAAAGGUCAGGAACCACAAGAUAUCACGCCCGACGCUGCUGGAGACUCGGAAGAGGAAAGCGAACAAUCCCCUGAUGAACUGGUGGCGGAGCCGCAGUAUCCACUCUCGGAGUCGGUACAUCGCUCCAAGGCGCACCAAGCAUCGAAGCAUCCUCAUCCGUCAGGCCCUUCGGCCGCUGCAGCACGUCGGCUACCAGAGUCUUCUCGGUCAAGAGGUCGGGGUGCUCGCGCGGUACGGGGUAACAGCACAGCUUGCAGAGGACGCAAACGCCAGCCUGAUAUGCGACAACGCAUGAAUAACCUCCUGGACAAGAUCAAGCGUGAUUACGCGUGA
Messenger RNA from Gloeophyllum trabeum ATCC 11539, 552 nucleotides. RefSeq lists its product as uncharacterized. The transcript is spliced from 2 exons. The record is from RefSeq and is a predicted model, not a curated record. Lineage: Eukaryota; Fungi; Basidiomycota; Agaricomycetes; Gloeophyllales; Gloeophyllaceae. Bases 1 to 552 code for a protein of 183 amino acids.